AUGGAGGACAGCCAACCCAGCGACGUCACGUACGUCCUGCAUAACUCCACCCUGUACCUCCUACUCUACUUAGUAGUGCAGCUGGGACAGUACCUCCUGCAGACCCUGUGGACCAAUAAGCUAGUCAAGACUUCCUUCCUCAAGUACCACCGAAAAAUUAAAAAAUCCUACUGCCAAUAUACAAAGUCAGCAGAGUAUCACGACAUUACCAACCAAAUAGAAAAUGUCCAAAAAAAAAUUAAAAAAUACAAAAAACUGAUAGAAGCAAAUAAAAAGUCAAACAAAAAUAUGAAUGAAUAUGACUUAUUAAUAUUGAAUGGGAAGUAUACAAGGAAAAUUUUGAAGGAAGAAAAAAAUAUGAACGAUUUGAUAAAUAUAUUGGAGCAGGAGAACCAAGGAGAUUAUUUGUUCCACACAUGCGAUGUGAUUUCAUCGUUGGUCACAUCCACCAGUGCCUUCGUCAAUGUCGUGCGCACACAGAUAACGGUCGCACUGCUGUUCCUCUCCCUGAAGUACCUCUCCUGUAGAAACGCGCAGGUGCCCUACGUGCCAGCCGAGACGGAUCUGUGGUUCGGAGAGCAUUUCAAAAUCGUCUCCACAGAACCGUGCGCCCAAAACCUCGUCAAUUUGCUCUACGGCUACAACACCGCCCACCUGGUGUUCCUCACGCUGCGGCAGAGCCUCUCAAGUUUGUUUGUCAAAUCAGACGUAAAGUUGAAAGCGGCUUAA
Messenger RNA from Plasmodium cynomolgi strain B, 729 nucleotides. RefSeq lists its product as hypothetical. The transcript has 3 exons. The record is from RefSeq and is a predicted model, not a curated record. NCBI's taxonomy places the organism in Eukaryota, Apicomplexa, Aconoidasida, Haemosporida, Plasmodiidae. Bases 1 to 729 code for a protein of 242 amino acids.